Molecule: messenger RNA, 949 nt
Organism: Striga asiatica
Lineage: Eukaryota; Viridiplantae; Streptophyta; Magnoliopsida; Lamiales; Orobanchaceae
Source: the annotation of a GenBank genome assembly
CUAAGGUCUAAGGUACAAACAUCGUGAUGCUCUUUUCUCUCUAUUUAUCUGCCUAUGAAACUGUGUGUGUCUGUGUGUUUAUUUGUUUGCGUAUGCUUUUGUAGCGCUACAGCUUGACAUAUCUAAUAUCUUUUAGACAAAAAGCAUUUGGAUUUUCCGGCGCUGUUGUUCAUAAUUUAUCGUUCUUAAGAAAGCUUUUUGGAUCAUGAGGCCUCUAUAUUGUGGGAAUCUGGAAUUUGAUGCUCGUGAAUCUGAUAUUGAACGCCUCUUCAGAAGAUAUGGGAGGGUUGAGAGGGUGGAUUUAAAAACAGGCUUUGCUUUCAUCUACAUGGAAGAUGAACGUGGUGCGGAGGAUGCUAUCAGGAAACUCGACCAGAUACAAUUUGGUAGAAAAGGACGCCGACUUCGUAUCGAGUGGAGUAAGCAAGAACGUGAGCAUGGUGGGAGAAGGCCUGACAGCUCCAAAAGAUUCUCCACCAACUCAAGGCCUUCGAGAACUCUGUUUGUUAUCCACUUUGACCCUGACUACACGAGCACCAUAGACAUCCAAAGGCAUUUCGAACAGUAUGGGAAAAUAUUAAAUGUCAGGAUCAAAAAGAAUUUCGCAUUUGUGCAGUUUGAGUUGCAGGAAGAUGCCACCCGUGCUUUAGAAGCCACUAACAUGAGUAAGUUGAUGGAUCAAGUUAUUUUGGUGGAGUAUGCAAAAUGGGAUGACGAUGGCAAUAAAAAUGGUUAUAGCCCUGAAAGAAGAGGCCGAGAUUCGUCCCCCGACCAGAGAAAUUACGGUACGAGACGCUCCCCGAGCCCAUACCGUGGGGAUGCGGGCCCAGUUUCUAGAUCCGAACAUAAGGAUAGCCGUGAUUAUGCUGGGCCUGAAAGCCCAACUGCCAACCAGAGACACAAGAGCUGGGCUGUGUUUUCUGUGUUUGAUGAAUCUUCUGGGUGUUGA